Messenger RNA from Necator americanus (New World hookworm), 1659 nucleotides. RefSeq lists its product as uncharacterized. Gene Ontology annotation, cellular component: cytoplasm. Gene Ontology annotation, biological process: protein autophosphorylation. Gene Ontology annotation, molecular function: ATP binding; protein serine/threonine kinase activity. The coding region runs from base 1 to 1659 and encodes 552 amino acids. The record is from RefSeq and is a predicted model, not a curated record. Lineage: Eukaryota; Metazoa; Nematoda; Chromadorea; Rhabditida; Ancylostomatidae. The transcript is spliced from 12 exons.
AUGUCCUGGAUAAGGCGAAGACUACGGAUGUUGAAACGAAAACUUCAAGAUUUGACAGUCUGCUGUUCAUAUCAGAUCGAUUUUCUCCACCAAAAAGCUCACUCCGUCAAGGAGUUCCGACGUCAGUACGCCGUUCUGGAAGAGAUCGGACGUGGUGGUUUCGGCAUCGUUUACCGAGCUGUACGGUUAGCCGAUAAUUUGCCAGUAGCGGUAAAAUUUGUCGAACACAAACAUGUCAGGGAAUGGACUAUGACAUGCAAUCAACUGAUACCUUCCGAAGUCUGCCAUCUGGAAACGUGCAAAGACAUUCCAGGUGUUAUCCGGAUAAUAGAAUGGUUUGCAAACUCGAAAGGUUUUCUGAUUGUAAUGGAACGACCAGAAAAUUGCAUGGAUAUAUUUGAUUUGAUCUCUACAUACGGUAAACUUGACGAAGACACUGCGCGAGCGAUUUUCAUUCAAGUUGUGGAUUCUGUAUGUACGAUGUACGUUAAGCAUGGGCUCAUUCAUAGAGACAUCAAGGACGAAAACAUCAUAGUAAAUAUGACAACUGGCGAAGUGAAAUUGGUGGAUUUUGGAGCGACAGCUUCAGCAGAAAAAGCGAUGAAGAAGGAGUUUCAAGGUACACGAUCCUAUUGCCCACCGGAAUGGUUCCGACAAUUACAAUAUCUUCCACUGGAAGCGACAAGUUGGUCAUUGGGCGUCUUACUGUACAUACUCGUUACCGGACAACUUCCCUUUAAAAAUGAAAUUCAAAUCUGCCUGGGACGCGUAAAAUUCCCUUCAUAUCUUUCGAAAGAGUGCUGCCAACUGAUCAAGUCCUGCCUUACUACCGCUGCCGGUUCGCGUGCGACACUUACAGCUAUACGGCAACAUCCAUGGCUGAACAAAAAGAUCCAUAUUCAUCAGGAGACAUUCGAAGCAGUGCUAGAUAGAACACUAGGCAGAACCCAAGCACAGGAACGAUCUCCGCGUACACCAGCUGAGGAGGCACGUGGAGCAGUCGAAGAAGAACGUCAAAUCAACGACGUUAUCCUCAUAGAAACGUCUAGAAUAGAACGGAAGCCUUCGAACCCCGUGGAUCCAGAGGAUAGCGAAAGUGAAUGUAAAAUGUUGACGGCAAACGACGAAUCAGCUGCAUUAGUGCCCAGAACUCGGCUACAUUCGAAAUAUGACAAUAUCUCAUCGUCAUCGCUCGCCGAUUACCUCUCAACAAUGAGCGGUGCGGCUGCAUCUCCGGAAAAGAUCUCGAUGGUGUCAGAUACGUUUUCCAUAGCCACGACGGCCACAACAAAUGUUUACUUUUCAACGUACGAUAUCAGCGAAGAGGAGGAGGCUGACAGCUCGGUACCCGAAGUGAGACCACCGGUGAAGAGCGUUUCCGCAUACAACCUAUCUGCUCGGUCACGAAAGCGGUCAUUGAUUUUCAAAUCAUUCGAUCGUGAAUUAGACACAGUACUCGAAAAUACUACCCCAGAACACGUUCCUCGAGUAACGACGACACCGACCGAGUCCGAGGAUCAGACAGUGUCUGAAGACUCGCCGAGUCUCUCCGACAUCCUGCACUUCUCAAGACAUCGACCACUUCACGUCAUAACCGACAUGUCAUCGUUGGCAAUAUUUCAAAAUACACCUCAACAUUCGCUAACUACUGUAGUGUAG